AUGGUGGAUGGACGCGUGGGAAUGCGCCCAGCUGCCCCGGACUGUCCCAGCCCGGACGCUACUUCCAUCAACAACCUCCUGCGGGCCAACAGCCGAGAACGGCUGUACGUGCUUCCGAUCUGCUGGACGCUGCGGCAGCCGCGCCUCCUGGGCUGUCACUUCACCCUCGAGAAGAUCCGGUGGGGCAAAGGAGACCCCCCAUCGAAAUCGGUGGUCCAGAUCCUGCGGGACCAACACCCGGCAUAUAAAAGCCCCAUCUACGCGAUCGCUCAACUGACCCUUCCCGGCACCUUGGCCGCGAAGAAAUGCGAUGUGGCGAACAUCCUGCGCUGCUACAAUCUUUUUUCGCUCGGCCCGGACAGCAGCCUGUCGUUCUCGUUUGCGCAGCGAGAAGCCGCCCUCCUCCCAACCGACGGCAUUUUCGCCCCUCCCGGCGCCCCGCCAAGUCUGGCCUACAUCACAUUUGACUUCAUCCAAACCCUCCGCAAGAAGACCGUGUACCGUCCGCCAGGUGGGAGGCGAAAUCGGCCGGUCGUGAAUCUUCACCAGAAAAGGCUGCGAUCGCUGGAGCCCCCGAAUCCCGCUGAGGAUCCCUAUCUGAUCGCGAUGCUCAUUGCCCUGGCCCAGGCCCAGCGGCGCCAGGCGGAUACAGGAGAGCGAUAUGACGGCCAAAGCACCGCCCAUCGACAACCGCGAGCCCGGACCGCGAGUGCCAUGGAUGGUAUGGUGCCCAGGGCCCCCUGCUUGUGCGGCCCAGAGAUUGGCAAGACAAUCCAGAGGGCAGUCCAAUCCUUUCAAGUCACCGUGCUGGCAACCGCCGGUACAGUAACGGAGUGUUUCUAUGUCUACACCGCUACGAUUCCAACUGAGUUUCUCGAUCGAUUGGAUGCGCCUGCGCAGCCCUUGCGCAGUCUCCCGGUUCCAGUGAAAUACUUCCGCAUCCCUCUAAUGCCAGCGAGGAAAGCCCUGGGCAAAUUACACCACCUGGUCUGUAACGGUACAUGUCCCUUGUGUGUCGAAGAGGUACAUGCCGGCUCUGGCCGCGCAGACUGA
Aspergillus ibericus CBS 121593 is the source of this 1053-nucleotide messenger RNA. RefSeq lists its product as uncharacterized. Lineage: Eukaryota; Fungi; Ascomycota; Eurotiomycetes; Eurotiales; Aspergillaceae. The transcript is spliced from 3 exons. The record is from RefSeq and is a predicted model, not a curated record. Bases 1 to 1053 code for a protein of 350 amino acids.